UGUACGCGAGUGUCAUUCAAACAAAAGUCCAAAACAUCUGUUGUAUGUUGUAGUGUUUGUAUUUUAAUUAAAAUUUAAAUUAUUGCUUAAAAUAAAUUAAUUUAUAAAGCAUUUUGUACCUAAAUUAAUGUGUGUGUUCGAGUGAGUGCAGUAAUAUUUUUUUCUAUUGUUGUGACGUCAUUGUUUUCGACUGCCAGUAAAAACGACGCAAUUGCACUAUUUUAAUUGAAAUGGAAUUAAAAUGAUCCAUAAACUUUUAUACGAGUUGGUGUCACGCGAUCAGCAUGUCGGCGGAGUCGCCGAGGCACGCGCGCUCGGGUGGGCCGCUCACGGUACCGUCGCAGCCACCCAGCGACCGCAGCAUCAUCGACGCGGUGUCUGGCUUCAUCAACGACGUCACACUCUCUUCUUCAUCCACUGUUGAUCCUAAGGACGUUAUACAGUGGGCGAGGUUCGAAACAGCCGACAUAAACGAACCUACACCUGAAGGAGACAUUGACAAUGACGUACCCCCGCUGCUCCUGAUCCUGGGCUACGGCUCCGGCGUGCAAGUGUGGCUGAUACCGCCCACUGGCGAGGCCCAGGAGGUGUUGUCGUGGCGACAAGGCACUGUGAGGGUGCUCCGUAUACUGCCCACUCCGCAGCACGGCGACUGCUUCGCAUCGAAGAGGCCCCUCAUAGCCUUGUGUGACUCGGCAAGCCCUGGCCCAGCGUUUUGCUCACUCAGCUUUAUAUCCAUCCGAGGUGGAGAACAGGUGAAAAGCAUCAAAUUCAAGAACCCGAUACUAGAUGUGCUGGCGAACAAGCGUUCCGUGGUGGUAUCAUUCUCUGAACGCUUCGCUGUCUUCGACGCGGCGACCUUGGAAGACAGAUUGGCCAUCACCACUUGCUACCCCUGUCCUUGCCCCCUUGGGGGCAAUUCUCCCAUCAACCCCCUGACCCUCGGCGACCGUUGGCUCGCGUAUGCAGAUAAGAAGUUGAACCCUUCGAAAAGGAGCAGUGGGGGGUGUGAAAGUGAAGGCGUCACAAGUUACACCGCAACAGUUCUUCACGCAGCCAAGUCCCUGAGCAAAGGCUUACGAGGGUUAGGCGAGAGCGUCGCCCACAGCUUGGCGGGAGGUCGCAGCACCUCCCAGUCGCCGUCGCCACCGCACGCCGACAUACAGCAGCCGGGCGUUGUUACUGUGUUGGACAUUGAGGGAAAUGAAGACGAAGACAGCCAAGAUUGCGAAGACCCCUGCGACCCGAUCGUAGCUCACUUCAUCGCACACUCCGAGGCCAUUAUCGCUCUGAAGUUCGACCCGAGUGGCAUGCUGCUGGUGACUGCGGAUCGACGCGGCCAUGACUUCCACGUGUUUCGCAUUAACCCCCAUCCCUGUGGACCGAGUUUGGCGUCUGUACAUCACCUGUACAUCCUGCAUAGGGGUGAUACAACAGCUAAAGUACAGGACAUAGCAAUAUCGGGCGACUCGCGGUGGACGGCGAUAUCCACGCUGCGCGGAACUACGCACGUGUUCGCGAUCAGUCCGUACGGAGGUGCGUGCGGAGUGCGUACGCACACGCAGCCGCGCGUCGUCAACCGACUGUCGCGCUUCCAUCGGUCUGCCGGCCUGCCGAUACACGGUACACCCUGCGCGCAUAGCCCUGUCUGCGAAGGCAUGGGCGCAGGCGCGUGGUUCCCGAACCCCCGCCUGCCGCCGUACCCGCAGCCCAACAACAGCACGCCGCUCGCACAACUGCGUCCCACGCACAAUCUCGCCACGCACACUAUCACUAGGACCAGUUCCGGUCGCCAGCGACUGUCGUCUCUGUCGGAAGACAACGGCUCAGUGCCGCUACUGGCGCGCGCGUGUUUUGGCGUCAACGGCAUCACCGGCCGCGCAGCCUCUGUACCACUGUACUUGAUGGCUGCUUCCGGGGCUUUGCUACACCUGGCAUUGCACCCUCGCCCCGCUCGUAGUGUGGCGAAGGAGAAGAUCUGCGACGAGUCCCCGAUAGAGUUGGAAGUGGAGGCGAUGGCUCAGUGGCCUUUACAAAGACCACCAGCGGCCGCUGACCUCUUGGCGCCGCUACCACCUUCCAACCCACUUCUGCAACCGCUUAGUUGCCGGAGGUGUGCAGACAUGUGCAUGAGUGAGGAAGAGCGCUGGUUGUCCCAAGUUGAGAUAGUUACGCACGCGGGCCCGCAUCGGCGCCUGUGGAUGGGGCCGCAGUUUGUGUUCAAAACAUAUAAUAGCACUGGCUCAAACUCUUCGCUAUCGGAGGCGGAGGCGGUGGAAGUGGACACGAGCGCGGCCCGCGGCGCGGCUCGCUCCAACCCGGUGAACAUGCCCGGCGUGCGACCCAUCGUGCCGGUGCUUAUAGACUCUGGCUCCGCAAGUUCACUGGAACACUCACCGUCCGACAGUUUCCGACGCAAAUCCCUUCUAGCCGAGAGCGGUCGGGCCCCAUCGGUAUGCGACGUGCAACUCAAAGAAGAUCUCGCCGAAGCUAUGAAGGAAGACCACGGGCUGCGGAAGGGGCUAGAGGAGGUGUGCGAAACGCGAGAGGCGCGGCCGGCGGGCGGGGGCGUUGUGCGUGCGGUUGCCCCGACCGGUACUGUGGUGGCGCCACUGACGCAGCAGCAGCCACCGCCGCUCGACCCCGACGUCUACACGCGCUCCAACGAUGACGAAGGCGCCUUCCGCCCCGUAGUGCGCGCCUCGGCCCCCCUCGCGCCGCAUAUAGCCACGCAACCACUGCCACACUCCACCACCAUCCCCGUACAAAGCGUAUCGCCUAGAGAACUAUCUCCAGAAGACGAGCCACUACCCCUCAAUACGGACGUCGUCAUCCCGGCCGAACUGACCGGCGUCCGCUCCUGGCUACCCCCGAAUGUAGAUCGCGUUGUCUACGACACCGAAGUCUUCGAAGAACAAAUCGACACUUACGACUUCGAUGACGAUAAAUUCCUACCAACCCCCGAGCGUUCAAAUAGAGAAACGAUGGCCGAUGUAGUAAAAGUAGAUAGAUCUAAUUUAGAUGCUAAGGAUAUCGUUGUAAAUAGAGAUCUCGAGCGUGAGAGUGCGAAGCAUGACAGAGUGCGUGAGAGUGUCUCGGUGUCCGAGACGGAGCGAGAGGAUAAAUCAAAAUCACUGCCAAAAUUUAAUCGACCUCCGGAUGAUAUUCAACCGGUGGCUCGACCUAGAGUUAAGAAAUCUCCCACCACCAAGUCAGUUAGUGAUAGAGCUGCUAGUGGCGUUAGUGUUAAGAGUAAAAUAUGCGCGGAUGACUGUGAAAAUAUUGUACCUAAAAAACAAAGGGAAGCCUCUAAAGUGAGACCUGUUACUGCUACUAAAAAAGAAGAAGUCCAUAAGUCUGCAGAUGAAAAGUCGCAGACUACUGUUAAAAAUUUAGAGACAAUCGAUGUUAAUAAAGAUUUAUCUAAAACCGAGAAAGAUACUUCGGUCAUUACAGAAAUAACAAAAUCCGCUAAUAAAGUAUCGACUGAAAAGCAACGUGAUAAAGUAAUAAAGACUGAAGAACAGGCGUGGGAUUUGCUUUUGAAUGAACCCGAAAAUACACCAAAAUUAUACAAAGAAACAUUACCUAAAGACACUAAAGUUGAAGAAACAAAAGUUAAAUCUAAAAAGAAUCGAAAAGUUAAGAAAUCCGAAGAACAACAGUCGAAGGAAGAUGAUGACAGCUUUAUUGAAAUACAUGCGAUAGAAGACAAGCAGCAAACAUUGAGUGGAGAGUUAGUGUCAAUUUCAACUCCAUUUGAAGAAAUGGAGCCCGCAUCUUCAUAUGUAUCAAAGUCUAAAAAACAACGUUCUUCAAAAAGUAGAACUCCGGAAAGAAAAGAUGAGACAUUAAAAACAGCUGAAAUAGUUGCUGAAGAUGUUCCUGUCGCAACAAAAAAUAUUUUCAGUGAAAAUAAAUCCUUUACAGAGUCUAUUGCUGCCACAAAAGAUACUAUAAAAGAUUCUAAAAAUAAACAGGAACCAUUUGAUUCAGAAACUACGCCUUUUUUAGAUUCUAAACCUAAUGUGUCGCUUUACGCUAAAGAAUCGCCAAAAUCGGUCAAUAGAAAGUCAUCUCCGAAACUUGAUUUUCGUCAAGUAGACAAAGCUAGCGAGAUUGCAGAUAAAGAGGUUUAUGUUAUCAAUACAACCGAGGAUGAUUUUCCUGAAAUACAAAUAACUCGAGGCAAUAAAACACAUAAAAAAUCACCAUUAUUAUCCGAAAAGAAGAAUCACGAUAGCGAUAAAGGUGAAAAACCUAUAAAAUCGUGGAGUUCUAUUGCAGCAGCAAAAAAUGUUAAAAAGGUUGAAGAAGUUAAAACGAAUGUUGAAACUAUCGAAAGGGAAGAUGUCCAAGAUGUAGCUUCGAUUUUAGAGCUAAAUAAAAAGUCUGAAAUGUCAUUGCAGGAUAAGCUUAUUGAACUUUGUAAGAGGACCGAUAUAAUGGUAGCAGAAUGUGACGCCCCUUCUGACCUUAAUUUUGUUGAAGAACAUCAUUCAGUUUUGACAGAUUUACCAACAUUAGAACCAAUGGAUUUUGGUUUGGAUGACUUUAAACUUGAAGUUAUGAGAGACAGUCUCUUAGAAGAAGAUUCAAAAAUCACUAGCCCCAUAUGCAAGAUAAAUAUUGACGAUAUUCUCUCAUCGAUUAAAGAUACAACAAACAAAGCCAUCGAAUCGAGUACAUUUAACCUGAUUGAUAUAGAAAAAGUGCCAGACCGAAAAGAGAAAGGGUUUAACGUUGUUGAAAGUGACAAGAUUACAUCUCAAGAAGUCAAGUUAGAUGACGACGCAAAAGUGGAGAAAGAUGACUUAGAGAAAUCGUCUGAUGAUGAUAUUGCAUCUCCUGUACUAUCGGCCGACAGUGAUAAAGAAGAUAAGAAAAAUACAGAAGCUGCUAAUACAAAUAUGUCCUUGACAAAACAAUCUAAAUCAAAGAAAUCCCGUAGAAAGAAAAAGUAAUUUAAAUCGUGUUCAAUGUUUUCGAGCUUUUGAGCUAUAUUAGUGAAAUAUUUGCAGCUCUUAUUGUUGUUGUAAUUUUAGAUAAGCAAAUGAAUUUUGAAGUGGUUAUGCACACAUAAAAACAAAAAAAAAAUAUCCUUACGAGGUAAAAUUAUCAUUCUUUAAAAUAUUAUUAUGAUAUACGAUACUGAUAGUUCUUGUUAAAACCUUGACAUUAUUACCAAGAAUUAUCUGUACUGUAAAACAAAUAAAACAAAAAUAAAAAAGUUAAAAAAAUGUAGCAAAAAUAAUAAAAAAACACUGUUAGAUUUCUUGAGUGGAUAUCCAUCCAAUUAUGGUAUAAUUUUUGGCGUUAGUGGGUUAAGAGAACAGCAGGCAUACAUUUAUUAUUAUUGGUUUUUAAUAAAUUAAUGGUGGAAGAAUUUGUCCAAAAUUCUUCAAUGCAUAAAUAUCAAACUCUUUAAACAGUGCGGGUGAUGAUUUACAGCUCUGAAACAUGGUCGUUAACUAUGGGCCUGAUAUGAAAUCUUUAAGUCUCUCGUUGGAGUGAGUUAUGCUCAGGAUAUUUAUGUUUUUAAAUGAAAGAUAAACUGGAACCUUAGCUCAGAGGACCAAAACCCAUGGACAACUGGUACUGAUGAGAUCCUACGAAUCGAUGGACACAGAGAACAUGAGAUCCAGAAUCUUCACUCGAGAUGACGAGAAAGAAAACUAUUAUUUCAACAAGAAAAAGUUCGCCGAAAGUUUAAUUCAAAGUUAUUAUACACGCUAAGUUCACUUGAGUUAGCCUGCUGAUGUUUAUUGUAAGUCCAAUUUUGUACUGGCUCAAUUUGGGUUAUUCGUUAGUUGUAAUAAUGUAUGCAAAGAUUCUAACCAAGUGAACCUCAAGAAAUCUGGCGCAAUCUUUUUCAGUGCUCUAUUAUAAGUACUUAUUUUGAUUAAUUUAUUUAGAUUAGUACCGAUUUUGUUUCAAGCAAAACCUAAAAUUACGAUAGACCAGACCUUAUUCAUGAAGUCGCAGCUCUAUUAAAUAUCGCAUAUAUCAUCAGAAGAGAUAUCAUCAUCAUCAGAUCAUAUCAUCAGAUCUAUAAAAAUACGCAGUUACAAGUAUAAUACAGUUUGAAUGCGGCACCCAAUCGUGAUGGCCUUGUUAAUUCAAAGUUUUGCGUGAAACAUAAUAAAUGGUGCAAACGUAGUUUUAGUUAAAAGUUUUCUUUCUUCACGCGCAGUGCACUGUAUCUCAGUAAAGUAAAACUACACGAGGCCAGUAUAGACAAUCUUGCGUUAGGUACGAGUACUUCGCGAUAUGGCGCUGUUAGACAAUGGUUAAUGUUUGUACACGAAACUAAUCUCGGAACCGACCGUAAUACAAGGCGACGCUUGUUAAGUCUGAUCUAAUUAUAUUGCAUUUUGUAUGAACGCUAAAUUUCGACCAAAUUGUCUGAUUACAUUUGACUCAACACGGAUCGCGUUGUUAGUGUUCUAGGUCCUAUAUCCAAAGAGCAUGAUCCAUAUUGGGCAUUUUUUUUAGUGCCGAAAGCUUCUAAUACCUUCUAUGAACGUUUCUUAAUCAAUAUUCAAACUGAAUAAGCUGGGAUGACAUUCAAGUAUGAUAAUUAUUAACAUUUAAGUGUUAACAUACUACACAUGAAUAUAAUAUUGUAGAGCAUGUAAAAAAUAAUUAUAGUCGUAAGUAUUUUUGUUUAAAAUAAUGGACAGCGUACAGAAUGUAUUUUUUUUGUUGCAAAAACAAGUUUUUAUUGAUUGGAUGGCAUUAAAAAGGAAGCCCAAAGUUGUAUGCCCUUUACAUUCUUCAGUCUUUCAUCAUUCUGCGGAAAAGGACGACACUGAUUUUAGGUUUCCAACUUAGCUUACUUUAAGAGUCGUGUGCAAGCGUAUUAGUAACAAUUUCUUAUAUAUUUAGUUAGUAGAAUCUCGCUAUUCUUAGAAAGAAUAUCCACUAAUGGUGUAACGAAUUAUUAACAAAAAAAUAUUUUAUUCUUAUCAAAUAGUUCAU
Molecule: messenger RNA, 6981 nt
Organism: Pararge aegeria (speckled wood butterfly)
Lineage: Eukaryota; Metazoa; Arthropoda; Insecta; Lepidoptera; Nymphalidae
Exons: 14
Coding region: 285-4964 (1559 amino acids)
Biological process (GO): autophagy; response to starvation
Cellular component (GO): cytoplasm
Molecular function (GO): protein binding
Source: RefSeq, a predicted model, not a curated record